Messenger RNA from Ictalurus punctatus (channel catfish), 3079 nucleotides. RefSeq lists its product as uncharacterized. The record is from RefSeq and is a predicted model, not a curated record. Gene Ontology annotation, cellular component: nucleus. The coding region runs from base 879 to 2372 and encodes 497 amino acids. Gene Ontology annotation, biological process: base-excision repair. The transcript is spliced from 3 exons. NCBI's taxonomy places the organism in Eukaryota, Metazoa, Chordata, Actinopteri, Siluriformes, Ictaluridae. Gene Ontology annotation, molecular function: phosphoric diester hydrolase activity; DNA-(apurinic or apyrimidinic site) endonuclease activity; double-stranded DNA 3'-5' DNA exonuclease activity.
AGAGCUCUUUGCUUUUAACCAUCAUGAGAUGUUUCUUGUGUGACACCUUGGUAAUGAAAAGCCUUUUUAUAGACCAUCAAUUUACUAACCCAGCUGAUAUUAAUUUGCACAGAUAGGAGGUAUAAUUACUUACAGAUGUCAGUUGGUUCCUUGUCUUACCUUGCCUUGGAGAACUGCUUUUUCUUAGCGUGUUCUAUACUUUUUUCCUGUGUCAUUCCACUUUAUUACACAUAACUUUAUUUAUGAACUUUAAUGUUGUGAAUUCUUUAUUUUUGCACAUUUAAUUGCAAUAUUAGUUCUUAGCAGGCAGUGAUCAAUUCAAAUGUGUUAUUCAAAUGUGCUAUUACAUUAUAUUUUGAAGCAAAUGGCAUGUGAAUUGUGUGUUAAUGCUUUUCAGUUUUACACAAGUAUGGCUUAAAUCUUGAUUUGUUUCAGAUUUAAGUGAUAUCAUUUUAAACAAUGAUCAUCAACUAAGUACAAAUUUGUGUUAGUGUUUUAUUUACCACUUGAUUUCUACAUAAGUGAAACUUAAAAAAUAAUUAUAAUAAUUAAUUUGUAACUACAACCAUGAUAAAUUGCUUGCUUUGGUUAAUUGCAGUAGUUAUCCCAAAGUAGUAAAUAUAAAAGAUCAGUGAGGCCAUUAGCUUAACAUAGACAUUCGGGAAAAAAAUAAGUUUGUAAACAAAAUCACUUACUCACAAUGGAGCCUUUUACUUAACAGUUGUCUGACCUGAGACCUGACAGCAAGUGAUUAAGGAGCAUCAAAUACAAAUCAAAUAGUGCAUUCUUUGAUCCAGUGUGCGCUUACUAGCUGCCUGUCUGGUCUUUAAGUUGUACCACCAGCUGACUGCUGAGAACAAGAGGUUCAAUCAUAAACUAUGGCAUCAAUAGUGAAAAAAAGGCUCCGUUUUGUCACCUGGAACACACGUGGCAUUAAAAGCCCACCACAAAAGUUUUCAGAUUUGUUGAGCAGCCUCAUUUCCCUAAAGGCUCAUAUUGCCUUCAUACAAGAGACACAUGUUGGGCCAACAUGUUACCAAAUCUUGGAGAAUGUUGAAAACUGGAAUGUCUACUUCACUGUACACAGCCCUCGCAGUAAAGGAGUGGCAAUACUGAUCAGCUAUGAUGUACCAUUUGAGUACAUUUGCCAUGAUGAGGAUUGCAGUGGAGGUUACAUUGUGCUCUUCUGUCGUCUGUAUGGUGAACUGUACACUCUUGUUAAUGUGUACAAUCAUAAGGCAGACAAAAAUGUCUUGGCUAGAUUGAAAGACUAUCUGAGGGAAACAGCUGAGGGUGUGCUAGUGGUUGGAGGUGAUUUCAACACUGUUUUGGAUCCCAGCUUUGAUCGGUUAUCUUCAGCUCUUCUCACAAAGCAGUCUUCACUAAGAGCUAUUUUAGAAGACUUUACUAUUUCUUUGAAUCUCAGAGACACCUGGUCAUACCUUCACUUUGCUGAUGGAGGCUUUACACGACGUCAGAAUGAGAGUCACUCCAGGUUGGACAUGUUUUUCAUGUGCAGCGAUGCAAUGGUACGGGUGUGUAGUAGCAAAAUACAGAGCAAUGAAAUUUCAGAUCACAAGCCUCUUGUCCUAGAGCUCAAAGUGCAGCAACAGACUGGAAAUAUAAUUCCAAAGGUAGCCUUGUUUUUGAAGGAAACUAGAGUUGAUGAAGAACCUGACAGAAGAUCAGGGAAGAUUAAUGGGGCAGAAAUACUGAGUUCCAUCAAGUCUUUGAUUGACUCUAAACAAAGACCUGAUACAAUGGAUGUGGAUUACUAUAAAAAGUUUUGUUGUCAGUUGACUGAGACCUUAAAGGGAAAGUAUAACAUAAUGUUAAAGAAUAAGCAGGUACCUGAAGCUUAUUAUUCAGGAGACAUUUUCAAUGUUGAAUGUUUGAUAUUUUCAGAAAUAUUGGCCAAGCGCCUUAGUGUGCUCAUUACUCCUUCUCUGAAGAGAGAGAAGAAAGCAAAGUUUGAUAUUCUUCUUACCAUGACCUUCGAGCCAGGCCCACAGGAAAUCAGGUGGUCCUUCCUGGAACAAACCCUCAGGAGACUAAAACAGAUACAAUCUGUCCCUCCAUUAGACUUCAGCAUUCUGGACUGCCUUCUUCCUAAAGUCCAAAACUUUUCAGGAGAACUCAGAUGUCUGCGUCCUGGCAUUCCCCUCACCAACGCUAUCCUCAAUCUAGCUCUGACACAGCUAGAAGAUCUGAUUCUCAGGAGUGAGACCGAGUGCAGGACCAGUGUUUCCUUUCACAGACAGGCACUGCUCAUACAUGCAGACCAGAGCAAACGGGGGAAAGUUGUUAGGGUACUAGAGAAAUUCCAGGACGACUCAGGAAUUAGGCUUACAGAAUGCCACAUAAUAGAUUGAAAAGAUUAAAGCACAUAAAUGUGUGUGACAAGUGUAGAAAACUAGACACAAUCAGAAGGAAAGGGUGAUCAGGAGCUGGAACUUAUUAAAUGCUGUACACAUUAUUAUUAUUAUUAUUAUUAUUAUUAUUAUUAUUAUUAUUAGUAGUAGUAGUAGUAGUAGUAAUAGUAAUGUUAUUAUUAUUUUAUUAUAUUACCACAGUUUAAUUUUACACUAUACUUAACUAUCAUGCAGAUUAUAAACGACUUUAUUGUUGUACAGAUUUAGAGACUGGGAUGCAAGCACGAAUGUUUUUGUUUAAUACUGGGCGUAAAGAACAGCUUGCUAAUACUUGUGGGGAUGGUUGUCAAGUUUUCAAAACUAUACAGAAAGACGUGAAACUCAUACCAAAAUGAGAAACAGUUAACAGUGGUCCACGUUUAUGAUUUUCAGUAUCUAUCUUCAAAACACAAUAUAUGCGGAACGUGGCAACAAUGUUCAUGGAACUUUAGAAAAGAGCUACUUCUCUUUCUUUACUAGUGGGAUGUUGAUUUGAGUUGAAUGCCUGAACUCCAAAAUAUAAUUAUAUUUCUAUCAUAUUUCUAUACUACUAAUAAUAAUUAAUUAAUUAAUUAAUUAAUUAAUUAAUUAAUUAAUUAAUUGUACUGUUGCUCCAUAUACUGUAGCUCACACACCAUGCAAAGUGCACAGAGAUGCAACAGAUUUAA